CUAGGCACGACGGGAUCCGGCGACUCGGCCCUGGCGACGGGCGGAGCACAGGGCGACACGGCGGGGCGAAGCGUGGUGCAACCCGUGCUGCUCCCCCUCCCAGCCCGAAACCCUAGCUGGCGGGCCCACCGGUGAUAGUAGUGACGGCACUCCGAUCCUCUCCAGCUCAGAUCCGAACGGCGGACAUCUUCCUCAACCCUCCCCGCGGCCAGAUCCGGUGGCGACGGCCGCGGGUCGAGCGAUGGAGGUGUCGACAUGGCAGCUGCGGCGUGGAUCUAUGCUGUGCGGUGCGCGCGACGGGGAGCCCAGCGUGGUGUUCCCUGUCCCUUCCGAGGAGCGCGUUGCCAGGUUUCGUGGAGGCGGAGGCGGCGCACCGCGCACGCGCACAUGCCUCGGGAGCACUCCGUCGAGAUGCUACGCGCUGGUAGCUUGGAUCUCCUUUGGAAGCUGCUGUCCGUGGUGUGCUUGUCCCUGGCUGCCAAAGUGCCAAGAUCUAGGCGGCUGCUGCUGCGAGAUGCGCUGGCGGAGGUGGCUCGUGCCGCGCAGAUGGCCUGCCUCAGCACCAGCGACGGCGUGCGGCACUACGAGCGCGGGCUGGCCGGCUCGUCGUCGUAUCCGACCGGUGACCGGUAACCGCCGGCCUCCGGUUCCGGUAUACCGGUCCGGUUUGGCCGGUUACCGGUCGGAACCGGUGGAAUUCAAAUUUGAAUUCAAACUUCCCCGUUCAACCGGUUCCGAUCGGUAUGCCGGUCGGUUAGACCGGUAUACCGGCCGGUUUGGCCGGUAUACCGGCCGGUUUGGAUGGUAACCGGCCGGUUUGACUGGUACAGGUCAAAUUCAAAUUUUUUUCUUUUUUUUUUAAAUUCAAAUGCCCACAAAGUAUACUAAAUAAAUGUUUGUACAACAUAUUUUAGUCUAAAUGAACCCUCCAACUCUUUUUUAUACUACUUUUACAUUGUAUUUGUAUACUUUCGUA
Panicum virgatum (switchgrass) is the source of this 976-nucleotide messenger RNA. RefSeq lists its product as uncharacterized. The record is from RefSeq and is a predicted model, not a curated record. Bases 256 to 633 code for a protein of 125 amino acids. The transcript has 2 exons. NCBI's taxonomy places the organism in Eukaryota, Viridiplantae, Streptophyta, Magnoliopsida, Poales, Poaceae.